AUGUCUGAAGUUGUGGAUGAUCUCGACUGGUUCCAAGGCCGCUCUCUCCUUGUUUCUUACAUAAAGGAACGGAAAACUGGGUGGUCAUUAUACGAAUUCCUAACCACUCACCGCGACACGAUUAUCAAGUCACCACCGUUUUCAGAAAAAUGGGAAGGGCUCGAGACAGCCUGGAUCACACCAAAAAGGGGGCUCUUGUCGGUGGUCGGUCGACAAAGAGUAUUCGGCUGUCGUGCCGACCCAAGUAACGAUUGUUGCGCUCCUGGUCGGUGGUCGGUCGAUCUAGGAGUAUUCGGUUGUCGUGUCGGGCGCCAUCGUUGCGAUUUGCUUACAAAGUCCGCUUGCGCGAAUAAGGGUUUAAAGUUCUAUUGGGACGGAAUUCUUCGUGAACGCAAACAACUAUCAGUCGAGGAUAUACAUAUUACUGGAAGCCUUGAUCUGCUAGGAAAAGUAGGCAAAUAUAAUGUACGGAGGAUGGGAUCCAAAUAUGCGGAAGAGCCCGCCAAUGAGGUCGCGCUGUCCUUGUCAGAUGAAAAUGAUUUGUACCAUACUCCAGAACCUAGAAACCAAGGAGUUUCUGGUCAUGCAUCGGAAUCUGAUGAUCCUUUCGUCAUUAAGAAGAUCGCUGAUGAUACACUGGAUACGUUGCCUGAAAUGAAUGCCGAGAUUCCUUCUGCAGACUUCUCAUCAUCUCGAAAAACUAGAAAACGCCCGCAUGAUGAUAUAGACCCUUCAAAGUCCCCACCACUACCUGACUAUUUCCACACCGAAUAUAGCACGACUAUUGCCGAAAUCAGUUCACUGGGAAGCCAAGUUGCUCUUACCAAGUUUGUACCUAUAUCAUCCAGAGAAGAAAAUGUCGCUCCCCUUCGGAAUAACCCACGAGCAAAAGAUCAUCUUUCUGAUAACGAAGUACAACGGCUUCGAGGGUGUGCAUCUUCCAUUGUCAAGGAGGAGUAUCGCAUGGGCAAUUCAGUUCAGGCAUUGUUCAACUCGCUUGCACUGUCCAACGUCCUAAGCAUACACAGAAUUGCAACCGAGAAACGUGCAAGAGGAGUCUCUGGUGUCCUGGAACUCCUUGUUAGCAAUGAGGAUAAGGAUCCAGACCAUUUGAGGAACUUCCUCAAGGACAUUGACAUUCAUGACAGGGAUACUCAAUAUGUCCUGCAAUGUCUAGACGAUAUGGAUGCCUGGAUUUGCGAUUAUGGUGGAAAGAGCUGUUCCGAGCGCACCAUCGACAUGCAUCUCAUCGGUCCGUUCUCACGUGCGCCGGGUGCAUAUUUUAUUUAUGGUGAAAACCAUUCUGAGGCUGACCGCGAUGAGAAAACUUCGCGAUCAACCACAUCGCGAACUGGCAAGCCCUGCGAUUUUAUAUUUUUGAAUGAGGGUCGCGAAACCGGCAUUGGUGAGAAUACUGGACCCGCCCACAAGGACCAUUAUGACAAAAGCAUCAAACUUUUCGUAGAGGUCAACAAGGUUGCCAAGGCACAACACAUCAGCUUAAUAAAUACCUGCAUGGAAGAGUGUGGGAAGAAUCCUCUUCCUUCAAGCAUCGAUGAAUCUAUUAAGAAAGUGGCCAUUCCAUUUUUUCAAAUAAUUGGAUCCAAAAUUCGCUUUUAUAUUUUGCUACAAAUCGAUGGUGACUUGUAUGGUGUAUGGGAGUGGGCUAUGCACAACAUAACAGCCAAAGAUUCAGACAUAGUGCCAACCAUGUUUUUAUCCAAAAAAUUUCUGGUGCAUCGUAAUUUGCUGAAUCGAGCAGGGCAACAAAGCAUGCUUGCCAUUAAAAAGGCACAACUUUUUAGAGAAAGAACACAAGCAGGAGAGAGCGACGCAGCUGAAGAACCUUUCAGGAAGGCUUUAAAACUUAAUUUGCAAGAAACUCCAAAGACGAAAAAAAAGGAGCAAAGACAAUCAUCACCUUCGUCACCAACACCGAGCCGUGAACCCGAAGAUGAUAAUCUCUUUUU
Ambispora gerdemannii is the source of this 1970-nucleotide messenger RNA. Lineage: Eukaryota; Fungi; Glomeromycota; Glomeromycetes; Archaeosporales; Ambisporaceae. The record is from the annotation of a GenBank genome assembly.